Aspergillus japonicus CBS 114.51 is the source of this 1005-nucleotide messenger RNA. RefSeq names its product Rag GTPase GTR1. Gene Ontology annotation, cellular component: fungal-type vacuole membrane; nucleus; Gtr1-Gtr2 GTPase complex. The transcript is spliced from 2 exons. Gene Ontology annotation, molecular function: GTP binding; GTPase activity. Gene Ontology annotation, biological process: cellular response to amino acid stimulus; positive regulation of TOR signaling; regulation of autophagy. Bases 1 to 1005 code for a protein of 334 amino acids. The record is from RefSeq and is a predicted model, not a curated record. NCBI's taxonomy places the organism in Eukaryota, Fungi, Ascomycota, Eurotiomycetes, Eurotiales, Aspergillaceae.
AUGGAUCUCCGCAAGAAGAAGAGAAAGGUUCUCCUGAUGGGAAAGAGUGGCUCGGGAAAGUCUUCUAUGCGAUCCAUUAUCUUCAGCAACUACGUGGCCAAGGAUGUCCGACGCCUGGGUGCCACCAUUGAUGUCGAGCAUAGUCAUGUCAAGUUCAUGGGGAACCUCACGCUCAACCUUUGGGAUUGCGGAGGACAGGAUGCCUUCAUGGAGACCUACCUCGCUUCCCAACGAGGCAACAUCUUCUCCGACGUUGCCGUCCUCAUCUACGUCUUCGACAUUGAGUCCCGCGAGGUCGAGCGCGACCUCGACACCUACAACGCCAUCAUCAAUGCCUUGAAGGAGUACAGCCCCGGCGCUCACGUCUUCUGCCUCGUCCACAAGCUCGACCUUAUUCAGGCCGAGCACCGGCAACGGAUCUACGACGAACGCUCCGCCAUGAUCCGCAGCCGGUCGGAGCACUUCUCCAUCGACACCUUCGGCAGCAGCAUCUGGGACCAGUCCCUCUACAAGGCCUGGGCCGGCAUCGUCCACAAGCUCAUCCCCAACCUGACGGUCAUCGAGCGGUUCCUCCACGCAUUCGCCAAACGCGUGGAUGCCGAGGAGGUCAUCCUCUUCGAGCGCUCCACCUUCCUCACCGUCACGUCCGUGUCGUCCGAGAUCGGCGACAUGAACCCGAUCUACGACCGCCACGAGCGCCUCUCCAACAUCAUGAAGGCCUUCAAGCACUGCGCCGCCCGCAACACCCACACCACGCCCGCGUCCGCGGGGUUCGUUGUCAUGCACACCAAGACCCCGCAGUUCAACGUCUUCCUCGGCCGGUUCACGGACAACACGUAUAUCUUCUUGGUGGUGCCCCCCGGCGAAGCGGCCUACAACUGCGCCGUGCUCAACACCAUGCUCGCCCGCGAGGGCUUCUCCAAAGCGGCGGCCACCGGCCACGGCGAUGGAUUCCCGCUCCCUACUGUCGAAUCGCCCGACGGGACCAACGGGGCGCAUGAUUGA